GCAACGCAACGACAAACCACCGAUCUCCCAGCCCCCCUUUACCUCUUCUGUCUCUUCUUCCCUCCGCCGCGGCGCCGCCCGCCACGCCACCCGCGUAUCCAUCCACCACCGUUCCCGCGAUGGCCGCCGGCAUACUCAACACGCAGCCCCGCCUCUGCUAAUCACGGAUGAUUUUCUGUUAACUUCCUGCCACUCGCAUCGUCUGGCCGGAGGGAGAGGAGAUGGACACCGGCGUGGGUCUCCGGCCGAGGCCCCGUGCAGCAUGGGCCGUACGACGGAAGCCGCAGGGAUUCCCUCCGGCGACAGUGCCGGCGGCGAGGCUUGAUCAGAAUCCGGCGCGGCGGCCGCUGGUCCUGCGCCCCGAUGCGGGGAGCCGGAGCACCGAUGCCAUCCGUGGCGCCAGCCUCAAGGGCCUGUGCUGCCACAAAUCGGCAGGAGACACGAGUAACCAAGGUACUGAGAAAGUCCACUAUUCUGCUGAUGAUGCUCUCCUACUAAAGCAAAAAGCAGAGGACGUGCUCCCUUACCUGAAUGACCGAUGUGUUUAUCUAGUUGGAAUGAUGGGUUCCGGCAAAACUACAGUUGGGAAGAUAAUAGCUGAAGUACUAGGCUAUUCAUUCUUUGACAGUGAUAAGCUGGUUGAGCAGUCUGUUGGCAUACCGUCGGUCGCUGAGAUUUUUCAGGUCCACAGUGAAGCAUUCUUCAGAGAUAACGAGAGUGAGGUACUAAGGGAUUUGUCGUCAAUGCACCGAUUAAUUGUUGCAACAGGAGGUGGUGCGGUGAUACGACCAAUCAAUUGGAGUUAUAUGAAGAAAGGACUCACUAUUUGGUUAGAUGUUCCAUUGGAUGCCCUUGCAAGAAGGAUUGCUGCGGUGGGUACUGCAUCACGACCCCUCCUGCAUCAGGAAUCUGGUGAUCCUUAUGCAAAGGCCUAUGCCAAACUUACAGCACUUUUUGAACAAAGAAUGGACUCAUAUGCUAAUGCUGAUGCUCGAGUUUCCCUUGAGAAUAUUGCAUUCAAACAAGGACAUAAUGAUGUGAAUGUACUUACACCAAGUGCCAUCGCUAUUGAGGCAUUGCUAAAGAUGGAGAGCUUUCUUACUGAGAAGGCCAUGGUCAGAAACUGACCAAAUCUCGGUGGUUA
This is a messenger RNA of Triticum urartu, 1144 nucleotides long. Lineage: Eukaryota; Viridiplantae; Streptophyta; Magnoliopsida; Poales; Poaceae. The record is from RefSeq and is a predicted model, not a curated record.